Molecule: messenger RNA, 4897 nt
Organism: Vicia villosa (hairy vetch)
Lineage: Eukaryota; Viridiplantae; Streptophyta; Magnoliopsida; Fabales; Fabaceae
Exons: 27
Coding region: 239-4246 (1335 amino acids)
Source: RefSeq, a predicted model, not a curated record
GAUAAAUUUCCCACUUGCAAUCCAAAUGUUGAAUCCCGCAUCGUCCCAAACUCUAAGCCCAGGCGGGACUUCUCUCCUUUCUUCUGAUUAAUAUCACCACCCCGCCUUCCGAUUCGUACUUUCAAUUCCAUUUCCAAUUCUACCCUCCAUCUUCUUCUUCAUCUUCGUUCUCGUAACAUUUCAAUUUAUAACAACAAACAAAACCUUCAUCUUCUUAUUCUUCAAAACCCUAACUCUCAUGGCCGCACCUCCCACCAAGGACCAAGUCCUCUCUCUCCUCGCCGCUGCCAACAACCACGGCGACGUCUCCGUCAAAACCACUUCCCUAAAACAAGCCAAAGACCUUCUUCUCUCCAUCGACCCCUCCCUCGCCGCUGAACUUUUUCCUUAUCUCCUCGACCUUCAGUCUUCUCACGAAUGCCUCGUCCGCAAAUUGCUCAUUCAGAUAAUCGAGGAGAUUGGUUUUAGAGCGGCUGAACAUUCUCCUACGCUGAUUUCUUCACUGUUAACACUUUUACGAGACGGCGAUGUAACUGUGGUAAAGCAGUCUAUUGUCAGUGGCAUCAAUUUAUUCUGUAGUUGUUUUGAGGAGAUGAUUUUGCAGUUUCAGCAACGUGGUAAAGUUGAGAGGUGGUUAGAAGAGAUUUGGAUGUGGAUGCUUAAGUUCAAGGAGGCUGUUUUUGAGAUUGCUCUGGAGGGUGGGUCUAUUGGAGUAAAGUUGUUGGCACUGAAAUUCUUGGAGAUUUUUGUAUUGCUUUUUACAUCUGACAUAAGUUAUCCUGAAAAAUCAGCCACUGAAGGAGUAAGCCAAGCUGUUAAUAUCUCAUGGUUGGUGGAUUCUCACCCUGUCCUCGAUCCAACGGCGCUUAUGACGGAGGCAAAUAGGACACUUGGCAUUUUAUUUAAAUUGUUGCAGUGUGCUGGCAAUCUCCCCGGUUGCUUGACAAUUACUGUUGUGAAUUGUUUAGCAGCCAUUGCAAGGAAAAGGCCACAACACUAUGGUACUAUCCUCUCAGCUUUGCUUGAUUUUGAUCCAAAUGUUCAAUCAGUGAAAGGAUGUCAUGUUGUCAGUAUUCAGUACUCUUUAAGAACAGCUUUUUUGGGUUUUCUAAGAUGCACUUAUUCUCCUAUAAUAGAGUCAAGAGAAAGACUGGUGAGGAGCCUGCGAGCUAUGAGUGCAGGGGAUGCAGCUGAUCAGGUGAUUCGGCAAGUAGACAAAAUGAUGAAAAGUGGUGAUCGCUUUGCCCGUGAUGCUCGAGUUGGCAAGGAUAACCAACCAUCAACUCAGUUGCCAGUUUCUGGGGAAUUAUCCAGGAAAAGACCAGUUCCUCAUGAUAAUGAACAAUUGGCCAAUGGUCACGAGGCCAUUGCUAAGCGGAUUCGUUCUGGUCCUGACUCUGACUCUAGUUUACCUGCUCAAAUAAAUGAUUCUGGGCGAGAUCUUAGCUCCAUUAAUGGAGUGUCGCCUAAUGUCCCUGUUCUAGAAAGUGAAGUAAUUGCCGUUGAGCAAAUGAUUGCCGUUAUUGGUGCUUUGAUUGCUGAAGGAGAAAGAGGCGCCAAAUCUCUUGAAAUACUUAUUUCACAGAUUCAUCCUGAUCUGUUGGCUGAUAUUGUCAUAGCUAAUAUGAAGCACUUGCCUAAGACACCCCCAACACUGGCAAGGUUUGAGAAUCCAUCAGUAGCUCGACCAGUAGGUUCCCAAGUCAGUCAAUCGCAGGUCAUAUUAGCAACUGCUUCAACAAAUUCUGUCCAAUCCUCGGGUGUUUCUUCCGAAGCACAAUUCCCUUCAACUACGGCCAUUUCUACUGCCACUACCUCAUCACCAUCUGAGACAUCUAAUUUUAGCAAUCUUCCUGCCGAUUCUAAACGUGAUCCACGCCGGGAUCCCCGUCGUUUGGAUCCGCGGCGUGGAGCAAUAACUCCUGGAGGAGCAGCUAUCUCAGUUACAGAUGAUACCGGGGCCACAGAAUUGGAAUCUGAGGAUCCUGUGUCUAUUAUUAAACAUGCUUCACAUCAUGUUGCAAGUACUGGUGACGAUACCCAAUCAAAUCUAACAAUUAAAGUAAUAAAUGAUGAUAGGAUCUCCGAAAGCCCUCCAGUUCCAGGAUCUGAUCUGGUUAGUCCCAAAACAGAGGCUCUUGAAGGGCCUGGAGAUCACCGGAUUAUCGAAGCAAAUGCUUCUUUGAAUCCCGGGGUCUCUUCCACCGAUUCAAGAGACGAGGAACUGAGUAUAGUAAAUCUUUUGGAUGAUACUGAAACAGAAGGGACAGAUUCAUCAUCCAUUUUAGAGCUUGAUCAGUUUUCUCUUGAUGUUCAAGUGUCACCCAAAUCGGAAGAUACCUGUCUGGAGUUGCCACAGCUUCCACCUUACAUUCAACUAUCCCAAGAACAGGAAAGUAAGGUGAAACACAUGGCCAUUAGCCAUAUAAUUGAGUCAUACAAACAUUUGCACGGGGAAGAUAGUCAGCAAUUUUGCAUGCCACUACUUGCUAGACUUGUAGCUCAGAUUGAUAACGAUGGUAUGAUCACUGUGAUGCUGCAAAAACACAUUCUUGAAGACCACUGGCGAAAGGGGAAUGAUCUUGUUCUGCAUGUUUUGUAUCAUCUUCACUCCUCGAUGAUAUUGGAUUCAGCUGGAAAUUCUUCAUCUUUUGCUGUUUUAUAUGAUAACUUUCUCUUAGGAGUGGCCAAAACUCUGUUGGAUUCUUUUCCAGCUUCAGAUAAGUCUUUUAGCAGACUUCUUGGUGAAGUUCCAUUUCUGCCUGAAUCUGCUUUGAAGAUUUUGGAGGAUCUAUGCUAUUCUGAUGUUGUUGAUCAUGAUGGAAAAAUUAUCCGUGACAUUGAGCGUGUAACUCAAGGCCUUGGUGCUAUCUGGAGUUUAAUUUUGGGCCGUCCACAAAACCGUCAAAGCUGCUUAUCAAUAGCGUUGAAGUGUGCUGUUCACCCACAGGAUGAGAUUCGGGCUAAAGCUAUUCGGCUGGUGACAAACAAGCUCUUUCAGCUGAGUUACAUAGCAGAAGAUGUUGUGAAUUUUGCAACAAAAAUGCUUCUCUCUGCUGUAGAUCAUGAAGUUUCAAAUGGAGUACCAUCUGGACCUACUGAACAAAGGACGGAGGUCGAAAAUCUUGAAAUAAGUAGUACUUCCCAGGUUUCGGAGCCUGAAAAUGACCCCACUAGAGUUGCUAAACCAACUAUUCAAAGUGUUUCAUCUAUAUCGUUUUCUGAAGCACAACGCCUAACUUCUUUAUUUUUUGCUCUUUGUACAAAGAAACCCAGUCUUCUACAGAUUGUAUUUGAUAACUAUGGGCAAGCCUCAAGAAUUGUAAAGCAGGCUUUUCAUCGCCACAUUCCUAAUCUUGUGAGAGCCCUCGGGCAAUCUUAUUCAGAAUUGCUCCAUAUCAUAUCUGAUCCACCAAAAGGAAGUGAAAAUCUUCUGACACUGGUGCUGCAAAUAUUGACUCAAGACACAACACCAUCUUCUGAUUUGAUAUCUACCGUUAAACAUUUAUAUCAAACAAAACUUAGAGAUGUCACAAUUCUUGUUCCGCUAUUGUCAUCACUCACCAAAACAGAGGUUUUACCAAUUUUCCCACGACUUGUUGACCUUCCAUUGGAAAAGUUUCAAAGGGCACUUGCUCACAUACUACAGGGUUCAGCUCAUACAGGCCCAGCUUUAACACCUGUAGAAGUGUUGGUUGCAAUCCAUGGAAUUGUUCCCGAGAAAGAUGGUCUUGCACUUAAGAAGAUAACAGAUGCUUGCUCGGCUUGUUUUGAACAACGUACAGUGUUCACUCAGCAGGUUCUGGCCAAGGCAUUGAAUCAGAUGGUUGAUCAAACACCGUUGCCCCUGCUUUUUAUGAGAACAGUUAUUCAGGCAGUUGAUGCUUUCCCUGCACUGGUUGAUUUUGUUAUGGAGAUACUUUCAAAACUUGUGACCAAACAGGUGUGGCGUAUGCCAAAACUUUGGGUUGGUUUCUUAAAAUGUAUAUAUCAGACGCAGCCACGUUCUUUUCAAGUAUUGUUGCAGUUGCCACCUCAACAACUGGAAAGUGCACUCAACAGGCAUGCUAAUCUCAGAGCGCCCCUUGCUUCUUAUGCCAACCAAUCAACUGUAAAAUCUUCAAUUAGUAGAUCAACUUUAGUUGUUCUUGGUCUUGCAAAUGAAACACAUGUGCAGCAACAUUUAUCAGCAUCAUUGCACCAUUCCGAGAAGGGUGCUUCAGUUAGUGGGGCAACUCUGACAUGAUAGUUGAGCGACUGACACAAAUUUAGUCCAUGGCAUGACAAUUUGAAAACAUGAUCGAUGAUAUCGGCCAAUUUCCGGGGUUUAUAGGCAACCAAAGAGAAAAAUCACAAAUAAAUAGUUCAUAUAGUGUGAGCCUCAACAGAUUGUUUGAACCAACCAGAAUGCAGCUUAUUGAGUGUUUAUAUAACCCAGUUGAAUCAAGGGCAUGCAUUCUCAAUUAUAUCAACAAUGAGUUUCCUCUCCAUGAUUGGAACUUCAUUCCAGUGCUCCAGGAAAUCCCUCCAGCCUCCUUGCAUUGAUUGUAUCAUAGUUUUUUGCGGGUUUUCCGUUGUAACAUUAUUAUUCAUCCAAUUUUGAUGUUCUUUUUGGUUGCUUUUUCUGGUCAUGAAAUGUAACUGUCUUCAUAUGUGUAAGUCCAUGGUCAUCGUUCUCCAAAGGGUGUGAUAUAAUCCUGAAAAUGUUAAAAUGCAAUUAAGUUUAUGAAAGAAUCCUCAAUUCUAAUUUGGGGCGAGUUGCUAGAGCCUAGAGCUAUAGGAAUUACCCAAUGUGAUUUUUUUUCUAAGGGUGUUCAUAAGUCAAUUUGUUGUAUUGGUAAUAGGAUUUGUUUCAAAAGAUAGAAAUUGAGAUGAUGAUUUAAAAUUUCUUUUACUA